Messenger RNA from Halichondria panicea, 947 nucleotides. RefSeq names its product peroxiredoxin-2-like. Bases 62 to 835 code for a protein of 257 amino acids. Lineage: Eukaryota; Metazoa; Porifera; Demospongiae; Suberitida; Halichondriidae. The record is from RefSeq and is a predicted model, not a curated record. The transcript has 8 exons. Gene Ontology annotation, biological process: cellular response to stress; hydrogen peroxide catabolic process; cell redox homeostasis. Gene Ontology annotation, molecular function: thioredoxin peroxidase activity. Gene Ontology annotation, cellular component: endoplasmic reticulum; cytosol.
UCGCGCAUUACCAAUUAUUAUAUUGUUUGAGCAGGUGUAGAUACGGUUGAGUGAUCACAAAAUGAAGUUUGAACUAUUCUUCUUGAGUGUGGUGUGUCUGCUCAAAGGAACAGCAUCUCAGUUGGACCAAUGUCAGGUCUACUAUGGAGGGAUGGUGUUUCCUGAUGGAAGGAGAUCCAUGGAGCAUGGCAUUCACUUGAGCAAGACUCAGAUAACUAAGCCAGCCCCUGACUGGAAUGGAACUGCUGUACUGAAUGGAGAAUUCAUUGAGAUGAAGUUAUCAGAUUUCAAAGGAAAGUACUUGGUGUUCUUCUUUUACCCUCUCGACUUCACCUUCGUGUGCCCCACUGAGAUCCUGGCUUUCAGUGAUCGUAUUGAUGAAUUUAAAGCCCUGAACACUGAAGUUGUGGGCUGCUCUGUGGACUCCAAGUACACUCAUUUUGCGUGGAUAGCUACCCCUCGAAAUGAAGGGGGAUUGUCUGACCUCAAGAUCCCGCUGCUCUCCGAUCUCACGAAACAGAUCUCCCGUGACUACGGAGUGCUGCUAGACGAUGUUGGCCACGCACUCAGAGGUUUGUUUAUCAUUGACGCUAAAGGAAUUCUGAGGCAGAUCACAAUGAAUGACCUCCCAGUCGGUCGGUCAGUAGAUGAAACGCUUCGUCUGGUGCAAGCAUUUCAAUACACUGAUCAGAGAGGAGAAGUAUGCCCAGCUGGCUGGAAACCUGGUGAGAAGACGAUAAAACCUGACCCUGUGGCUAAGAAAGAAUACUUCUCUCAAGCGUUCUGUGAGAACCCAGAGCAGACCACUACCAAGAAAGAGAAGAAAGAGAAUUAAAUAUUCAUUAUUAUCAUUUCCACAUGUUGAUAGGUUGUUAUAAUUAUACCAUAAUUAUUUGAAACUGUUUAUCGAUAAAAAUGAUUAUAUCAGAAAUACAUUUAUUAUUAUA